This is a messenger RNA of Cuscuta campestris, 880 nucleotides long. Lineage: Eukaryota; Viridiplantae; Streptophyta; Magnoliopsida; Solanales; Convolvulaceae. The record is from the annotation of a GenBank genome assembly.
GAUGAUAAAUACAGGGUUUCCCUAAUCCCUAACUUGAUAUUCAACGAGAAAGGAUUCAAUAUAUCGAAAUGGGAUUCUGCGACACUGCUUCAAUUCUUCUACUUCUUGCGGUUGUAACUCUAGUUGCAGCGAAGAAAUCUGGGGACGUUACAGAAUUACAAAUCGGUGUGAAGCAUAGGCCAACUACUUGCGAACUACAGGCUCAUAAAGGUGAUAGAGUUAAAGUACACUAUCGGGGAAAACUUACUGAUGGAUCUGUAUUUGAUUCCAGCUAUGAAAGGAAUGACCCCAUUGAAUUUGAUCUUGGUAACGGUAAUGUGAUUAAAGGAUGGGAUCAAGGACUCCUUGGAAUGUGUGUGGGUGAGAAGAGAAAAUUGAAAAUACCUUCUAAACUUGGUUAUGGAGAAAGUGGAUCCCCACCCAAGAUUCCAGGUGGUGCCACUCUCAUCUUUGAUACUGAGCUUGUAGCUGUGAAUGGAAAGACAUCGCCAGACAAGCCACGUGACAUUUAGCUAUACGAAUGAGCUUGGGGGAUCCCAAUUUUGACAUUGCCUUUCCCCCCACCCUUGUUACAGACACCACAGACAUGGAACUGGAACAAUGCCAUGUCUGAAUUUUUGUAAGAAAGUGGGGUUAAAAGUAGAAUUAAAGUUGGGGCACAUUUAGCAAUUUUUUAACUUUUGAAUUUUAGACAUCAAAAUUGUUUGUUUGGCCUAGACUAUUAUAAUAGCAGUACGCGUGCUCUCUACUACUACUGUUUUGUAUAUUGUGACAACAUUGUUACCCGAGAAAUUUGGAGUACUUGAAGAAUUCUAUACCAUCAAAAUAGUUUACACAAAAUAUUUAGGUCACCCACAACCCAUAAAUUCAGCUCUGAACU